CGUUUUUAUCCAGCAGGUUCUCUCACGGUUAAAGAGAAAAUCGUAUGUUUAAUUGGACUUUUUGGUGUGUUAAAGUUCACUUUAUGUCCUGUCUCCUUGUUUCAGAACGGACAGACUCCCCUGAUGGUGGCAGCAGAGCAGGGCAGUCUGGAGAUACUACAGGAGCUCAUUAGGAGAGGAGCCAACGUUAACCUGGACGAUGUUGACUGCUGGACGGCGUUGAUCUCGGCGGCUAAGGAGGGACACAUCGAGGUGGUGAGGGAGCUGCUGGAGAACAAUGCCAACCUGGAGCACAGAGACAUGGGAGGCUGGACUGCUCUCAUGUGGGCAGCCUAUAAAGGUCGUACAGAUGUGGCCCAGCUGCUCCUAGAAAAAGGAGCUAACCCGAACAUCACUGGACAGUACAGCGUAUACCCCAUUAUCUGGGCGGCGGGUCGAGGCCACGCAGAGAUUGUCCAUCUCCUGCUGCAGCACGGCGCCAAGGUCAACUGCUCAGACAAGUAUGGCACCACUCCUUUGAUUUGGGCUUCGAGGAAGGGCCACUAUGAGAGUGUGAUGCACCUCCUGGCCAACGGGGCUGAUGUGGAUCAGGAAGGAGCAAAUUCGAUGACGGCUCUGAUCGUGGCAGUGAAAGGCGGCUACACCGAGGUCGUCAAGGAGCUGCUGAAGAGAAACCCGAACGUUAACAUGACCGACAAGGACGGCAACACAGCCCUCGCCAUCGCCGCCAAGGAGGGACACACGGAGAUUGUGCAGGACUUGCUCGACGCUGGCACCUAUGUCAACAUUCCAGACAGGAGCGGGGAGACGAUGCUGAUCGGAGCCGUCAGAGGAGGCCAUGUGGAGAUAGUCCGAGCUCUGCUGAACAAAUACGCCGAUAUUGACGUCAGGGGCCAGGAUGGAAAGACUGCCCUCUACUGGGCAGUGGAAAAAGGCAACGCCACCAUGGUGAGAGACAUCCUGCAGUGUAAUCCUGACACCGAGAGCUGCACCAAGGAGGGAGAGACCCCACUUAUCAAAGCCACCAAAAUGAGAAGCAUCGAGAUAGUGGAGCUGUUGCUGGAUAAAGGAGCCAAGGUGUCUGCAAUCGACAAGAAAGGAGACACGCCCCUCCACAUCGCCAUCCGUGGGCGAAGUCGAAAGUUGGCCGAGCUGCUGCUGAGAAACCCCAAAGAUGGCCGCCUGUUGUACCGCCCCAACAAAGCUGGCGAGACGCCGUACAACAUCGACUGCACCCACCAGAAGAGCAUCCUGACGCAGAUAUUUGGAGCCAAGCACUUGUCCCCCUCGGAGUCAGAUGGAGACAUGUUGGGUUAUGACCUAUAUAGCAGCGCUUUAGCAGAUAUCCUCAGUGAGCCCACCAUGCAGCCGCCAAUCUGUGUUGGCCUGUACGCUCAGUGGGGUAGCGGCAAGUCCUUCCUCCUUAAAAAACUGGAGGAUGAGAUGAAGACUUUUGCCGGCCAGCAGAUUGAGCCGUUGUUCGAGUUCUCCUGGCUGGUGGUCUUCCUCACCCUGCUGCUCUGCGGCUCAGUGGCCCUUGUCCUGGGCUUUACCGUUGAUCCCAAGCUGGCGAUCGCCGUCUCCCUCAGCCUCCUCGCGCUGCUCUACAUCUUUUUCGUGUUGGUGUACUUCGGGAGCCGACGCGAGAGAGAGAGCUGGAACUGGGCGUGGGUCAUCAGCACCCGUCUGGCUCGCCAGGUCGGCUACCUGGAGCUGCUGCUCAAGCUGAUGUUUGUCAACCCUCUGGAACUUCCUGAGCAGACCACUCGUGCCCUACCUGUCAGGUUCUUGUUCACAGAUUAUAAUCGUCUGUCCAGCGUUGGAGGAGAGACCUCCAUGGCUGAAAUGAUUGCCACAUUGUCAGACGCUUGCGAGAGGGAGUUUGGCUUCUUGGCCACCAGGCUCUUCAGGGUUUUCAAAAACGACGAGGUCCAAGGUCAGAAAUGGAAGAAAACUUGUUGUGUUCCUUCGUUUGUGCUGUUUGCCGUGACACUAGGCUGCCUAAUCACUGGUAUGGCACUGCUGGCUAUCUUUAAGGUGGACCAAGCGAAUCUGACAGUAAAUGCCGUGUUGAUAGCCAUGGCCAGUGUGGUGGGCCUGGCCUUACUGCUCAACUGCAGGACCUGGUGGCAGGUGGCUGACUCUGUCUUCAACUCCCAGAGGAAACGCCUGCACAGCGCUGCCAACAACCUGCACCAACUCAAGAGUGAAGGAUUUAUGAAGGUUUUGAAGCAUGAAGUGGAGCUGAUGUCUAAAAUGGCCAAAACUAUCGAUGGCUUCACCCAGAACCAAACACGCAUGGCGGUGAUCAUUGACGGCCUGGACGCUUGUGAACAGGACAAAGUGCUGCAGAUGCUAGACACGGUGAGGGUGCUCUUCUCCAAAGGCCCUUUCAUCUCCAUCUUUGCCAGCGACCCUCACAUCAUCAUCAAAGCUAUCAACCAAAACCUCAACAGCGUGCUGAGAGACUCCAAUAUCAAUGGACACGACUACAUGAGGAACAUUGUCCACCUGCCCGUGUUCCUCAACAGCAGAGGACUCAGUACGGCCAAAAAACUUUGCAUGGCAACGCCCACCAACGGAGAGGCGGUCCCUGCCGAGGGAUGGCAUGAAGACAUGGACAGGAAGCUAUCUCAGGGCAGCCUGGCCCCAGACCAGGCCAAGUUUGGCAGCAAGAGCACCCUUAAUCGCAGGGACACGUACCGACGCCGCCAGAUGCAGAGGACCAUCACCAGACAGAUGUCCUUCGACCUGACCAAGCUGCUGGUGACGGAGGACUGGUUCUGUGACAUCAGCCCACAGACCAUGAGGAGGCUGCUCAACAUCGUUUCUAUCACAGGUCGUCUGUUGCGGGCCAACCAGAUCAUCUUCAACUGGGACCGACUGGCGUCGUGGAUCAACCUGACAGAGGAGUGGCCUUACAGGACGUCGUGGAUCAUCCUCUUUAUGGAAGAGGCUGAAGGAGUGUCUGACCAGGUCACGCUCAAGACAAUCUAUGAGAGGUAUACACGAUACAAACCCACAGAUACAAGAUUUACAGGCUUCUUUAAGCCAUCUAC
This is a messenger RNA of Stegastes partitus (bicolor damselfish), 3059 nucleotides long. Its product is annotated as kinase D-interacting substrate of 220 kDa-like. NCBI's taxonomy places the organism in Eukaryota, Metazoa, Chordata, Actinopteri, Pomacentridae. The record is from RefSeq and is a predicted model, not a curated record. The annotation marks the transcript as partial. The transcript is spliced from 21 exons. Gene Ontology annotation, molecular function: PDZ domain binding; protein kinase regulator activity.